CUUGCUCAUAAUUGUGAUCGAUUUCAUUCAGUAGUUCUGAGUACCUUUGUACUGUUUUACUGAGCGGGUUUCGUGGCUGCGUAGCUGCUCUGCACAUGAUUCGGGCCUUGACAUUCAGCCAACUCGGCAUGUCACAUAUUUGUUGUAGCUACGAGAUCUCUUGGGGAUUUGAAAGGGUUGUUCAGAAUGGGAUACUCCGUCUCAUGGACGCAGGCGAAAUCGAAGAAAUACGAGAGGAAGAUCGACGCAUGGCGGAAUUGCUGGAGGAUUUGAUGGAUGAGUUCGAGGUGAAGUUUUCUGAGAUGAACGUGCCGCUACAACAGUUCAUGGAAAGUUACUGGCUGCCUAGGAUGCAAAAGGUGAAAGAAGAGCGAGGUGAGAUGUCAGCCUAGGACUUGCAUGCUAUAAGAGAGAUUGGCAUUGUGCUGAAUGAAGCAUAACGGUACGCGCUUUUAGACUGUCACACAAAUGCGUUGUUUACCUAGGUAGUAAUUUAUCGAUUGAUUGAGUGAUCUUCGGUGCAGUAGGCACUUAGACAGCGAAACCAACAGCUUUCCUACCUAUGCCCCCGUU
This is a messenger RNA of Hypoxylon fragiforme, 573 nucleotides long. RefSeq lists its product as uncharacterized. The transcript has a single exon. The record is from RefSeq and is a predicted model, not a curated record. NCBI's taxonomy places the organism in Eukaryota, Fungi, Ascomycota, Sordariomycetes, Xylariales, Hypoxylaceae. The coding region runs from base 96 to 392 and encodes 98 amino acids.